Messenger RNA from Podarcis raffonei (Aeolian wall lizard), 1733 nucleotides. RefSeq lists its product as uncharacterized. The transcript is spliced from 10 exons. Gene Ontology annotation, cellular component: small-subunit processome. Gene Ontology annotation, molecular function: snoRNA binding; protein binding. NCBI's taxonomy places the organism in Eukaryota, Metazoa, Chordata, Lepidosauria, Squamata, Lacertidae. Bases 40 to 1518 code for a protein of 492 amino acids. The record is from RefSeq and is a predicted model, not a curated record.
CCCUGUGUUUCCUCACAUUCUCUGGCCCUAAUCUCAGUCAUGGCUAUGCAAGAGCAUCUGAAGGUGAAAGAACAUCAUCGACGCCCCAUAACAGCUCUUGGCUACCAUUCAGCACGACGGGAGUGCCUCACCGGCUUUGAAGAUGGAGUUAUCAAAUGGUGGGACGUGGAGAAUGGGCGCAUGUCCCUCUGCGCCAAGGAGCAUGCUGGCCGAGUCACCCACUUCCAGUCCUGGGUGCAGGCACGACUCCUCUUCUCUUCUUCCAAUGAUGGCUCCGUGCUCGUGUGGGCUGUAGGCGGCACUGUGCUUGACCGCAUCCAGCUAGGCUACCCUAUCUUCACCUUGUCCAUCAGCCUGGCUCGGCAUCUCCUGCUCUGUGGCAGCAAGGGACGCCUGAUGGCUUUCCCCUUGGAUGAAAGGAGAGAAUCUGGCCACGUGGUCCACAUGGCCCAGGGCUUUUCCGAGCACACACACACAGACAUCGUGUCCUGCAUCGCCUGCCUGGACAACCAAAUAUACACAGCAGGGUAUGACAAGAAGCUGCUGAUCUUUGACACCUAUCAGACUCCAGGCAGGAAGGGCCUGACAACCAAGCACUGCAUCCCACGUGCCCAUCGUGCAGCCAUCACUCACCUGCUGCUGGUGCGGCAGCAAGAAACCACAAGGGUGCUCUCAGGUUCUUUUGACCAGACAGUUGGCAUCUGGUCCCAGGAUGGGAAGCUCAUCCAGCGCCUUGGCCCCUUCACCAGGAACAUUACUGGACUCUGCUACGUGGCAUCUGUUGGCAUCCUCUGGAUCACCAGUGGCACAACCCAGCCCACCCUCUAUGAGCCUCAGUCUGGGGAAAUAGUUUCACAGUUCAUAUCCACAUUCCAAGGCCAACAGAAAGAUGGGCCUGCUCUUCAGCAGCUUCUCAGCUUGCCAGACUCGAGGCAUGUGAUAGGCACAGCAAAGCCGCAGCAAAUACUCGUCUGGCGCUACAGCGAGUUGGGAUGCCUGACAGUGCUGCCUUGUAAACACCCCCUAGAGUGCCUAGCUUAUGCCAAAAAGGAGCCCGUUUUGCUCUUCAGUGGGGACAGCAGUGGGAUGCUACAGAAGUGGGAGAAGAGCUACAUCUCUCCCUUCAUCUACAGCAGGGAGUCCUUCCACCUAAGUGAAGCCCAACUGGAAAGAAGAGGCCCCUUGGCACAGCAGAGGGAGGAGGAUGGCAAGGAGAAGCCACAGCCUCGUCCAGAUUCCCCCCGAAAGCCAGGAAAGGCCUCCGUUGGGCAGCAGAGUGGCUACACCAGGUUCCAAAGUGCAGAGAAAGACAUGCGAAAAGGAAGCAUAGGCUUCACUAGGGCUCUCUUUGCUGAAGAGUUGAAUAUCCUGGUGGUGUCGGCAGCUGAUGGGAACAUUUAUCUCUGGGAGUUUGAGAGCUUCAUCCCAGAAGCUGAACCUUCUGCCCAGGUGAGUGCAAACCGCUGUCCUAGCCUCUGCUUCUUGGAUGGAAGACAGAAGACAUGUGCUUGCAGGUAAGCCGCAGGAAGUGAAUGGCCUCUGUCCUCCAAGAUAAGAAAGAUAAACCAGCCAGCCACAUUUAUUUAAGCAAGCCAACUAGGAGCCGCAUGGCAGCACAGGUUUUGGCUCAGAAAAUUCCCUUGGAUUACAAACAAAAGAGAAGUGGGUGACAUUUCUCCUAGAGAAAGGCUCCCUUAAUGGUUUGUUAUUUUCAUCCCAUGCUGUAGCAAUGC